UUUGAUUAUACUUCGAUGAUAAGCAUUAUAAAAGCCUCAAAAUCUUUGUUCCUUACCACCCAUAACUACUCCACUGCUUCUCUUCCUCCUUUCUCGACCACUAAUCGUCCAACGUCAACUACCAUGCACACUGCGUCAAUAAGCUCGGAGGCCAGCGUCAAAACGUACCAAGGCGCCACACAGGAGUUCAUUGUAGUUUCCGACAUCGCUUCUGGCGGAUACGGCGCUGUCCACAAAGUUCGAGGCUCUAAAGGAGGCGUCUUUGCUCUAAAACUUGAGAAGCGUGCUCCAAAGCGUGACCACUACAAGCUGCAGAUGGAGGUGCGGGUGUUGCAGGCAGCUGCCUUGGCAAAGCCGGAAGAGAGACAACACUUGCCCACGCUCAUUGACCAUAGUGAACCGCACAGUUCAACCAAGAGUAUGUUCAUUGUCAUGACGCUUUUGGGCAAGUCGCUGGGAGACAUAAAGCGAGCGUACAGAAAGAGGAUCUUCAGCCCUAACACUGCCUACUAUUGUGCCAUCCAGUCGAUUGAUGCGAUCAAAGAAAUGCACGAUCUUGGCUUUCUUCACCGCGACAUCAAACCGGCAAAUUUCGUGAUCGGAGCGCCAGGGACCAAAGACGCAAACACUGUUUACGUUGUCGAUUACGGGAUUGCACGGAAGAUUCUUGACGCGAAGGGGAGUAUGCUGACACCACGAAGAAAGAUAAAGUUCAAAGGCACCGUCCGCUUCGCCCCAGUGACCAUGCACAAGAUGGAGGAGCUUGGACGUAAAGACGACUGCGAGAGUUGGAUCUAUAUGGUUGUGGACAUGGUCAAUGAAAAUCGACUUCCGUGGCACAUGGUUACCGACGUGGACGAAGUUGAGCGAAUGAAGAGGAAGGCGAUUGCUGAGCCACGAACAUUGUUCAAGAGCUCCGAGGAGAGCGAGUUCUGUGAGGUGAUCACAUACUUGAAUGGACUGCACUAUGUGGACAAGAUAGACUACCAUUGGAUUCGCGAAAUGGUCAAGCGUGUGGCGAAACGACGGAAUUGCAAUUUGAGGGAGCCUUAUGAUUGGCAAAAGAAGAACACUCAUCAUAGCAGAACGAUGUCAAGAUAAAAAUCUUGUGUGUAUAUUGGAUCUUCUUUCUCUGAUUUUUUGUACGUAUUAAUUGUAUGUAUUUGCCCAUCCAUAAAUAUAAUGUUUGUAAUUUGUUUUUGAUUAAGACGAAUAUUUUUUUCCUUUUUCUAAUUUAAAAAUUGGGAGCAGACCUAGAAAAUUCCUUUUUCUUAUUUUUAAAUUUUUUUCGAAGAAACCCUUUCUCUCCGGGAUUGCCCAAGUUUUUGUUCAGUGGGACAUUUUCGUGGUUUUGUUCUUUAGGACAUUUUCGGAGAGGACAUUUUCGUGGUAGAACAUUUCGGGGCGCGCCGUCAUGGAGCCGACAAAAUAUAGUAUUGGCA
This is a messenger RNA of Meloidogyne enterolobii, 1442 nucleotides long. NCBI's taxonomy places the organism in Eukaryota, Metazoa, Nematoda, Chromadorea, Rhabditida, Meloidogynidae. The record is from the annotation of a GenBank genome assembly.